Messenger RNA from Trypanosoma theileri, 1380 nucleotides. Its product is annotated as RuvB-like DNA helicase. Gene Ontology annotation, molecular function: ATP hydrolysis activity; DNA helicase activity; ATP binding. Gene Ontology annotation, biological process: chromatin remodeling; box C/D snoRNP assembly; regulation of transcription by RNA polymerase II. The transcript has a single exon. The record is from RefSeq and is a predicted model, not a curated record. Gene Ontology annotation, cellular component: NuA4 histone acetyltransferase complex; Swr1 complex; R2TP complex. The coding region runs from base 1 to 1380 and encodes 459 amino acids. Lineage: Eukaryota; Euglenozoa; Kinetoplastea; Trypanosomatida; Trypanosomatidae.
AUGUCCGGAAUAAAGAUUGAGGAGGUCAUCUCAACAACCAAAAGACAGCGUGUGGCGGCCCACAGUCACGUCAAGGGACUUGGACUGGAUGCCGAUGGUGUUGCAAAGCCAUCGGGUGAUGGAUUUGUGGGCCAAGUGAAGGCACGCGAGGCGGCCGGUCUCGUUGUGGAACUCACGCGCUCAAAGAAGAUGGCCGGUCGCGCUCUUCUCUUUGCUGGACCACCGGGAACUGGUAAGACGGCUCUGGCACUCGGUAUUGCGAAGGAGUUGGGGCCUAAAGUGCCCUUCUGUCCGAUGGUCGGCAGUGAGGUGUAUAGUGCGGAGGUAAAGAAGACAGAAGUGCUGAUGGAAAACUUCCGACGUGCGAUUGGGUUAAGGAUUAAAGAGCAGAAGGAGGUUUACGAAGGAGAAGUGACAGAGUUGCGGGCAGAGGAGACAGACAACCCAUUGGGAGGUUAUGGCAAGUCUAUUUCUCACGUAAUUGUUACACUCAAGUCAGUGAAGGGAUCCAAGCAGCUUAAGUUAGAUGCGGCCAUCUAUGAAAGCCUAGAAAAGGAAAAGGUAUCUGUUGGUGAUGUUAUUUAUAUUGAAAGCAGUACCGGUGCUGUCAAACGAGUGGGUCGAUCAGAUGCAUACAUUGGAGACCACGAUUUGGAGGCGGAUGAGUACGUUCCUCUUCCAAAGGGUGAUGUUCACAAGAAAAAAGAAAUUAUUCAAGAUGUAACACUGCAUGAUCUUGAUUCUGCUAAUGCCAAACCUAAUCAAGGACAAGAUGCACUUUCAAUUGUGAAUAGUUUAAUGAAACAAAAAAAGACGGAGAUUACAGAAAAACUUCGACAUGAAAUUAAUAAGGUUGUUAAUAAAUAUAUUGAUCAAGGAGUAGCAGAAUUGGUACCUGGUGUUUUAUUUAUUGAUGAAGUACAUAUGUUGGAUAUUGAAUGUUUCACUUUCUUAAAUAAAGCACUGGAAUCUACACUUGCUCCUGUGGUAAUUUUUGCCACUAACAGAGGCAGUUGUCGUAUAAGAGGAACAGAUGUUCGAUCUCCUCAUGGUAUUCCUACAGAUCUUCUUGAUCGACUUCUUAUUGUCCGUACAACUAAUUACAGUAUUGAAGAAAUUGUUUCCAUCGUUGACAUUCGUGCACAAGUGGAAGGUGUAAAAGUUUCCGAUGCAUCUCUAGAACUUCUUGGUCAAAUUGGAGAACGUACUUCACUCCGUUAUGUGGCGCAACUACUAACACCGGCACUUAUUAUUGCCGAGACAAAUGGACGCUCUGUUAUUGAAGAAGAGGAUGUGAUGCUAGUUGAUGGAUUAUUUAAGGAUGCCAAAGCUUCUGCUCAGCUUCUUCAUGAACACGCAGACGAUUACGUGUAUCAGUAG